Molecule: messenger RNA, 2690 nt
Organism: Felis catus (domestic cat)
Lineage: Eukaryota; Metazoa; Chordata; Mammalia; Carnivora; Felidae
Gene: CBFA2T3
Product: CBFA2/RUNX1 partner transcriptional co-repressor 3
Exons: 10
Coding region: 1076-2656 (526 amino acids)
Biological process (GO): negative regulation of DNA-templated transcription; DNA-templated transcription
Cellular component (GO): nucleus
Molecular function (GO): transcription corepressor activity
Source: RefSeq, a predicted model, not a curated record
CACCCUCUGCCCUGGGAAGGCCACGGCGGUUCACCCCGCUGCCUACACGCCCCCUUACUGCGUCUGCUGUGUCCGUCAGUCCCGCCUCCCUCACAGAGAAGAGGGGCCCGGGGGCCGGCACAGGAGAGCAGGGUGCAGACCCGAGUUCACAGCCAGCCCUGUCCUCACGAGCUGUGUGGCCUCGGGCAGGCGGGCGGCCUCUCUGAGCUCCCUUUUCCGCAGCCACAAAAUAGGGUGAAUUAGGCAGAGCCCAGCGUUGUGAGAAGGUCACAUGUCAACAGCAUGUCAGUAGCUCGGCCGUCUCAAGGGCAGGCCCCGGCCCCCACCUCUCCUGACAGGGUGACCCGAGCAGGGACUACCACCUGUGCCUCAGUUUCCCCACCUGUGACACGGUCCCAUCUGUCAUCCCAGCACCUAGCGCCAAGGGCAAUUGCACGGAGCCACGAGGGGCUGCUGGGCUCACACGGGGCCCGAACACGCCGGGCGCUCGGUGGCCAGCAGACAUUCUGUCAGGGUCUCCGGCCGCAGGUGACACCCGUGACCGGAAGCACUCGAGGGCCACGCUCAGAAUUUGUCAGCGAGUGGCUGCAGUCGGGACAGGCCCGACUUUACGGCGGCGGCAGCCCGCAGGCUCUGAGCAAGAGGCGGCGGGACGUCCGGGUGCGUUAUUCACGGCCCGCAAGGCUGUCGUCUUAGCUGCCGUGGCGGGACGCGCCCGGCCCGGCCCUGGUGGCCAGCGUGUCCCCUGAGCCUCAGCGCUGCCGGGGCGCGUGAUCCACACCCCCGGGGAGAGGGGCUGGCGGGCUCCGCGUCCCGGCACGACCCCCGCCCAGGGCGCAGGGCCGCGGGAGCCGCAGGGGUGCUUGUGUGUGCCCCCAAACCUCAGCUGGGGACACGUGUGCGGUCUAAGUUAGUAACACAGCUGUUGUGGCACUGAAAGCACUUGUGGCCGGGGGUUAUUUUCGGCGUCUCUUUAGCAAGUUGCUGAGACUGCCCGGCAGCCCGCGGGAGGGAACACGGGCGAGCGAGGGUGAGCGGGCCGCCGGGAGGACCCAGGCGCCGAGGGCAAGCUGUAAUGAACGGCACCCACUCGCCGACGGCCGUCAACGGUGCGCCGUCCACACCCAGUGGCUUCAGCAAUGGCCCGGCCACCUCGUCCACCGCCUCCCUGUCCACGCAGCACCUGCCCCCGGCCUGCGGGGCGCGGCAGCUCAGCAAGCUGAAACGCUUCCUCACCACCCUGCAGCAGUUCGGCAGUGACAUCUCCCCGGAGAUCGGGGAGCGCGUGCGCACGCUGGUGCUGGGGCUCGUGAACUCCACGCUGACCAUCGAGGAGUUCCAUUCCAAGCUCCAAGAGGCCACCAACUUCCCUCUGCGUCCGUUCGUCAUCCCCUUCCUAAAGGCUAACCUUCCCCUGCUGCAGAGGGAGCUCCUGCACUGUGCCCGCCUGGCCAAGCAGACCCCCGCCCAGUACCUGGCCCAGCAUGAGCAGCUCCUGCUGGACGCCAACGCCUCCUCCCCCAUCGACUCCUCGGAGCUCCUUCUGGAGGUCAACGAGAACGGCAAGAGAAGGACGCCUGACCGGACCAAAGAGAAUGGGUCAGACCGUGACCCGCUGCACCCCGACCACGUCAGCAAACGGCCGUGCACCCUGAGCCCCGCCCAGCGCUACAGCCCCAGCCACGGGCCGCCCCAGCCCACGCCGCCGCCGCCGCACUACCGCCUGGAGGACAUGGCCAUGGCCCACCACUUCCGUGACCCCUACCGCCAUCACGAGCCCCGGGAGCUGCGGGAGCGCCAUCGGCAGCUUGCGGUACACGGGUCCCGGCAGGAGGAAGUGAUCGACCACCGCCUCACGGAGCGGGAGUGGGCAGAGGAGUGGAAGCACCUGAACAACCUGCUGAACUGCAUCAUGGACAUGGCUGAGAAGACUCGACGGUCGCUCACCGUGCUGCGUCAGUGCCAAGAGGCCGACCGCGAGGAGAUCAACCACUGGAUCCGGCGCUACAGCGACACCGAGGACGCCAAGAAGGGCCCCGUGCCUGCCACCGCCCGGCCCCUCAACAGUUCCAUGGGUGCAGAGGGGUCUCAGCUAGACGCCCACCGGGAGUUCAUGCCCAGGACCCUCUCUGGCUACAUGCCCGAGGAGAUCUGGAGGAAGGCUGAAGAGGCCGUGAAUGAGGUGAAGCGGCAGGCGAUGUCGGAGCUGCAGAAGGCGGUGUCGGACGCGGAGCGAAAGGCCCACGAGCUCAUCAGCACAGAGCGCGCCAAGAUGGAGAGGGCCCUGGCAGAGGCCCGGCGGCAGGCCUCGGAAGACGCCCUGACUGUCAUCAACCAGCAGGAGGACUCCAGCGAGAGCUGCUGGAACUGCGGGCGCAAGGCCAGUGAGACCUGCAGCGGCUGCAACGCGGCGCGCUACUGUGGUUCCUUCUGCCAGCACAAGGACUGGGAGAAGCACCACCACGUGUGCGGCCAGAGCCUGCAGGGCCCCGUGGCCGCCGUGGCCGACCCGGGGCCUGGACAGCCCGACGCCACCGCCGGCCUGGGCCCCUGCCUGCCCACGGGCGCCGCCAGCCCCAGCGAGGCCAGCUCCGCGGGGCCCUCCCGCCCCGGCUCCCCCGGCCCGCCCGGACCCCUGGACGCCGCGCCCCGCUGACCCCCAGACCCCGCCGCCCGGCCCCCCACCCCCC